AUGCGAACAUUCGGGUGUCAGACAUACAUACUGACGCCUAAAGAGAAUCGACUCAAGUGGGAUCCAAAGGCUCGCGCUGGCAUAUUCGUGGGCUACGAAGAAGUUUCGAAGGCAUAUCGUGUUUAUGACAUCGAGGCGGGGCAGGUGGUUAUCAGCCGCGAUGUCAACUUCGACGAGUCCACCUUUGGACUUCAACUGCCGAUCACUGAUGAAGAUGUCGAUGACCUGGACUUCGAAUUGCUGGAUCUUGAUGACGAAGAGCUGCGUCAAAUGGAGUACAAGCAAACAGGCAAGCGCAAGAACCGACUCAAUGAUGAAGAUACAGCAGCUCCACGACCGCGUGCAGUGCGUCAACGACCAGGACUAGAAGAGUCAAGCGCGCCGGAAAACAACUCGUCACGACAAGAAGAAGACGAAGAAACGAAGGAUUCUGGUGAUUCAACACCGCCUGUGUUUUGGCGUGCGAGUGCAAAUGCCGUUGAAGCAACAGUGGACUUAUCAGAACCCUCAACAUUUGAAGCAGCAUUAAGCGGCCCUGACCAAGUGCACUGGAGAAAAGCAAUUCAUGCAGAGCUCGAGUCAAUGCGACUUCGCGGUGUGUUUCGUGCAGCCAAGCUGCCCAACGGACAACGCGCCAUUGGCACAAAAUGGGUGUUCAAGAUCAAGCGCAAGGCGGAUGGGUCAAUCGAGAAGUACAAGGCACGACUUGUGGCCAAGGGUUUCCGCCAAAAGUAUGGCAUCGACUACACGGAGACGUUUUCGCCGGUGGUCAAGUAUGUGACGCUGCGAAUGGUGAUCGCAAUUUCCAAGCAUUUUGGAUGGCCCAUUGACCAGCUUGAUGUGGUGACAGCUUUCCUGUAUGGCGUCAUGAAGGAACAAGUGUUCUGCGUGAUUCCUGAAGGCGUCGAACUUGACAGUACGUUCGACUGCCUGGAAUUGGUGAAGUCAAUUUACGGCCUCAAGCAAGCGUCGCGAGUGUGGAACGAGACGUUCGACGAGUAUGUGUGCUUCAUCGGAUUUCAAGUAUCGGACUUCGACCCAUGUCUCUACAUCAAGACUUCGGACGGCCAUUGCGUGUUUAUACUGGUCUACGUGGACGACGUCUUGGUGACUGGAAGCUCGCUCGAGCUGAUUGCACAAACCAAGAACGACCUGAAGACGCGGUUCGAAAUGACGGACAGCGGCAAGUGUGCGUUUGUUCUUGGGAUCGAGCUUUUGGACGGUGAAGAUGGCAGUGUGACACUAUGUCAGCGUCGGUAUGUCGAUGAUAUCCUCAAGCGCUUUGGCAUGGAUGAUUGCAAGGCAGUCGCAAGUCCAGUCGACAUGAGCUCUCGACUUGUUUCAAGUGAUGCAACUACCAAGGUCGAUGCUCCUUUUCGCGAAGCUGUUGGUGCGUUGAUGCACCUGACCACUGCAACGCGUCCGGACAUUGCGUUUGCUGUGGGCUGUGUGUCGCGGUUCAUGGAAAAUCCCCAAGAAGAACACUGGGUUGCAGUUAAGCGUAUCUUUCGCUACCUACAAGGCACCAAGACGCAUGGAAUUUGCUACAAGCCAAGUGCAAGGAUCGACUUCCGUGGAUAUUCGGAUGCGGAUUGGGCUGGUGAUCUUACCGACCGCAAGUCAACAUCGGGGUACACGUUCAUGCUACUCGGUGCGCCAGUCAGUUGGGGCAGCAAGAAGCAGCCAAGUGUUUCGUUGUCCACGAGUGAAGCCGAAUACAUCGCACUCAGCUUGGCGAUUCAAGAGGGCAAGUGGAUUCAUCGUCUGCUUUGUGAGAUCGUGAUGGCUGCCAAUGAAGAAGGACCGGAACUCAUGAUCCAUGAAGACAAUCAGUCGUGUAUCAAGAUGACGAAGAACCCAGUCAACCACGGCCGUGCCAAGCACAUUGAUAUCAAGUACCAUCACAUCCGUGAUGAGGUCAAGCGCGGUGAAGUGAAGCUCAAGUACUGUGAAACUGCGGUGAUGUUAGCGGACAUCAUGACGAAGGGACUUCACGGGCCACGCCACAAGGAGAUGACGGCGACUCUCGGGAUUCGUGAGCAUUCGGAUUGA
Peronospora matthiolae is the source of this 2052-nucleotide messenger RNA. NCBI's taxonomy places the organism in Eukaryota, Oomycota, Peronosporomycetes, Peronosporales, Peronosporaceae. The record is from the annotation of a GenBank genome assembly.